GCUUUUAAUGCAAGUUCGGUGUCGGGCAGAUACGUUUUAGCAGAGAGCAUAUCGGCAGUUAAGCAGCAGAAGAUCGAUUCCUUUGAAAGUACCCUUGCCCUGGUUCCCUCGGAAGGUCGUGGCGAGCAGGCCUCGGUUUGGAGACCCCGCGGUAGAGCACAGGUGCAGCCGUGUGCCCGAGGCCAGAGGACACUGUGACUUCGGGCAGGGGCCUUAUCACCUCCCUGAGGCUCAGCCUCUGCUGCUUUUCGUAGACAUGAAAACCGGGAGGGCCAGGAGUCCGAGCCCUUAUCGUGAGGGCGGUCUAAGGAGGGUUCGAAAGGCGCUGUGUAAAGGGGGCGCUAGGGAACCCACAGUGUUGGCCCUGUAACCUGGAGCUAGGGACGGUGGAGUUGCUUCUACCCCUAGACCCAGAGGAUAAGGACAGGGGCCAGUUACCAGAACCAGAGGAGAGCGGUGUAGACAGGGCCUCCUUGACUGGAGGGGUGACCUUCUGUCUAGGGAACACAGGGGAGCGGGGACAUCAGCAUCCCGCCUGCCUGCUCCUGCCAGUCUCUGCCAGAGGGCAGGGUAGCCAAGGGUAGUCACGCAGGGCAGGCUUUUGAAAUGGCUGGAUGGAAUGUGGGUCUAGAAAAGCAAACAGAAGACAUCCAACCUGCGGCACUGCCCCCUCAUAGGUUUGUAAGGAAUACACUUAAAAAUGUCUGUAGGAGGUUGUUAACCUAAAAAUAAAGAGCCAGAAUGCGAGGCUGAGAGGGGUUUAUUUCCAGAUCAAAGAAGUGCAGUUUGGGUAGAAACCCAAAUAGUGUCCUGAUUACAGGAGACGGCCUCAGGGUUUCCACGGGAAAAGAAAGGAAGGUGAGGUUGUGUGUCCCCACUGCCAACAAGCCCGGUUCCCAUUGCGAGAGGGUGGAUGGCAUCACUGUCCAGCGGGCUUGGCCUUGGGUGUGCUUCUAUUGAUUGGGAGCCAUGAUUCCUUCGAGGCUUUUCUCAGCAAGACUGAGGGUGUUGGAGGGCAUGGGGCGCUGGACUCCAUCCACGCAAGCGGUCCUUGGGCCUGGCUGGCUCCUUCCACAGCAUGCUUCUCCCCGGCUGCUCUCGGUCAGCUGUGCAGACAGUGCCAAGCAUCAGGAACCCCGCAGAAAGAAACUGCUCUCUGAGAAGCAACUGAAAAGGCAUUUUGUGGACCAUCGCCGAGUGCUUGUCCGAGGGGGACGCGGAGGUGACGGGGUGAGCUGCUUCCACAGUGAGCCCCGGAAGGAGUUUGGAGGCCCCGAUGGUGGCGACGGAGGCAACGGUGGCCACGUCAUCCUGAGAGUUGACCAGCAAGUCAAGUCGCUGGCAUCAGUCCUGUCGCGGUAUCAGGGUUUUGAUGGAGAAGACGGUGGCAGGAAAAACUGCUUUGGGCGAAACGGCGCUCUCCUCUACAUCCGGGUCCCCCUGGGCACUUUAGUGAAGGAGGGACACGAAGUUGUGGCGGACCUGUCGCACCCGGGUGAUGAGUACGUCGCCGCUCUUGGGGGAGCAGGAGGGAAGGGCAACCGCUUUUUCCUGGCCAACGAUAACCGCGCCCCUGUGACUUGUACCCCUGGACAGCCCGGUCAGGAGCGAGUCCUCUUCCUGGAGCUCAAGACAGUGGCCCACGCUGGGAUGGUGGGAUUCCCCAACGCAGGCAAGUCCUCGCUCCUCCGGGCCAUUUCAAACGCGAAACCCACCGUGGCUUCCUACCCAUUCACUACCUUAAACCCCCACGUUGGGAUUGUUCACUAUGAAGACCACCAACAAAUAGCAGUGGCCGACAUCCCGGGCCUCGUGCGGGGCGCGCACCGGAACCGGGGCCUGGGCUGCGCCUUCCUCAGGCACGUCGAGCGCUGCCGCUUCCUCCUGUUCGUGGUGGAUCUUUCGGUGCCAGAGCCCUGGACUCAGGUUGAGGACCUGAAAUAUGAGCUGGAGAAAUAUGAAGAAGGCCUGUCUGCGAGGCCCCACGCCAUCGUCGCAAACAAGAUUGAUCUCCCUGAGGCGAGAGCCCGUCUGCCCCAGCUGCAGGCUCGCCUGGGCCAGAAGGCCAUCGCUCUGUCGGCGGCGACCGGGGAGAACCUGGAGGAGCUGCUGCUGCGCCUGAAGGACCUCCACGAGGAGCACGUGGCCAACGAGCUGGCGCGCGGCCGGCAGCCGCUCAGGUGGUAGCGGUGGGCUGCUGCCCAGCAAAGACCUGACUCGGCGCCAAGAACGCAGCUUCCGCAGAGCUGGAGGUGUUCGUGCACCUGCCCUCCCCAGUCAUCCCGGGCCCCCCCUCUGAUGCGCCCCCUGCUCCUGGGGCCCCUUCAGUGGCGGACACUUGUGCCACCUGACAGUCUGCUCCCCAGUGCUUCCCACCCCCCGCAGCGGCAUGCUGUUGCUGAGAUGGGCUCGUUUGUGUUCAUGAGUGCCCCUAGUUAGCAGGGCCCACGCUGCUGGCUGGCGUUAUCAGAUGCUGCGGAGCGUGCUCAGAGGACACAUGGCAGCUGGCGCCCCAGGUGUGCUCUCGGGCUCCUGGGCACUAACCCACCCAUGUCUGCGGCUGUCGCAGAGGUAGGCUCCGAUCCAGAGCUGUCGCCACCCUGCAGAGUGGCUGUUCCUGUGGGGACGUGCUGUGCUGCGGGAGGGUGAGGGGACAGGAAGGCUUUGCAAGCACCGAGCCGUGGAAGGAUGCCGGUGCAAAGCUCCUCUGGGUGCGUUGCCGCCGUCAGGAAGGCGGUGAGGGCCGCGCCCCCUGUUCCAGACGCCGCGCCCUGCUCCCUCGGAGCUGAGGGCCGGGGGAGAGCCACGCCAUUCGCGUCACGGCUGAGUGCACCCAAUAUCCAACCCCAGGAUGCGCUGCCUGCCUCAGUCUGUGUGCAAGGGCGUUAGUAACUACGGCGGCGGGGCCCAGGUAGCUGUCCCCCACAGGUGGCCCAAGUCUAGAGAGAAAAUGGCGGCGACAUCUCCCGGGCGGCGGGCUGAAUCUCCCCUCUCCUCCCGGUGGCAAUCUGAGAGCACACGGGCCCUGGGCCAGCCUCUUACCAUCCUGGCUGGCCCCUGGCAGUCAGUUCAGAGAGCCCUGUGGGACCGACUCCAGCACUCCUCAGGGGAUGGCAGCCAGAGGACCGCCAUGCUGGGGAAGCCACCUCUUCGCUGUCAUGUGGCUCAAGUCUUUGUGCUCAAGUGUUCCUUGGGAGCCGCACCCCCGCUCCUGGCAUCCAGUGGCUGCAGAUGGACCCCGUGAGGACAGCUCCACUGCUGCCAACUGGCUCAUCCAACAAAAUACUGUAGAACUUUGGUAUCCCGCAAAUAAAGGCUGAUGCCUCUGACACGUCCCUGAGGGCCCUUAAGGGAUGAAGUGGUCCCCAGGAGAAGGCCCUGGGCCCUUGGGGAUCAGCCUCCGGGUCCUGGGGUGGCCUGGCUGCUGGUGCGCUCGGGUUUCCUUUCUGCACGCGGGUCUGGGCGGAGCACAAGCCAGGCCCGAGCUUCGGGAAGCAGUUCAGUUCUGAUCUCACUUCAAGUCUGCGGCUAGACUGGGAGUCCGUCCCUGAAGCUUUGUCCUAAUGUCUCGGAGUCUAAGAGGCCCUUGCAUCCUGGAACCAGAGGUGGGUCCUGCGUCCGUUGGCUCGCUCUUGGGCCACCCACUGUGUUCGUAGAGUAACGCCGGGUCUGAGCAGCAUUAAUUAUCCAUGGUCUUUCAUCUUUGUCUCCCGGUGCUCUGUGGAGGGAACGCUCCAGAUGCCUCCCUGAGGCUGACCCCAUCACGGAACACUCGGAUGGCAAGAGACCUCUGGAGGCCAGUGUGUCUGUGCUGUUCUCAGCUCUGACCCAGAGGAGGCUCCCAGUAGGUAUUUGUGGAAUGAAUGAAUGAGUGGAGGCUGAUAGUUAGGUUUCUGGUUGGUUGAAAAUGUUUCUAAAAGGUGAGUGGUGGGUGCUCAGA
Molecule: messenger RNA, 3940 nt
Organism: Equus quagga
Lineage: Eukaryota; Metazoa; Chordata; Mammalia; Perissodactyla; Equidae
Gene: MTG2
Product: mitochondrial ribosome associated GTPase 2
Exons: 8
Coding region: 970-2187 (405 amino acids)
Cellular component (GO): mitochondrion
Molecular function (GO): GTPase activity; GTP binding; magnesium ion binding
Source: RefSeq, a predicted model, not a curated record